Molecule: messenger RNA, 1197 nt
Organism: Penicillium brevicompactum
Lineage: Eukaryota; Fungi; Ascomycota; Eurotiomycetes; Eurotiales; Aspergillaceae
Exons: 2
Coding region: 1-1197 (398 amino acids)
Source: RefSeq, a predicted model, not a curated record
AUGUCUAUCAUUCUUGAAGACCACCAGCCUCCUGGGCUCACUCGUCUCGGCCCUACUUGGUAUCAUGAGAUCCCGUUCUUGCCACAUGGAUGGGAGACCACCAAUGACCACGGAUCUGGCUCACUCAAACAUGCCGCAUUGAAAUCCCUCGUGCGGGAUCAGUCAGCAUUGAGGCCUGAGUUAUUUGAGCAUGUCCCUUGGUACUUGGCAAAAUACAUCUGGGACGCCCUUGGGAGAUGUCUGAUAGAGUUCAGCAACAAGCAAACCAUGCACAUGUGGAAGAUCAUGACCACCAUGUAUCCCACACAGUUUCAUGAGCUCAGUCGCCAUUAUUGCCUCAGCGCUGGAUGCCCGAAAAAGCCCCUUGAGGACUACAUGAACAUUCUCAAAAGUGAUGGCUUUCGCUGGCGAGCCAUCUUAACCAUCGCAACUGCCUUUUGCUCAGCUGCAGACCUGACGGCCAUUUCUAAAAUCAGAAAUCUGGUGGCAUUGGACGUUUACAGUCAACCUUACUCCUCGAGACCCACCCUUGACCCCAUGGGUGUUAAUCACGACGGUCUUCCCCUACAAGAUGGAUUUGUACGUGGGUGGAUCGAAUCUAAUGAACUACAACACCUUCGAGUCCUCAGACUCUAUAACCAACAUGAGGUGACCACUUCAGCCCUAAGGUCGCUACGCAAUUUACCGGAGCUCCAGCUCGUUUUAGCAUACGAAUGUGACAGGAUCACUAGAUACAUCAAGAAGUCAGGUAAGCCUGCGAAUGGGAUCGAGGUUGACGUUGAAGGCUGGUCCGCUUGCAGACUCGAUUGGCUCUGGCACAGUGAGAAGAAGACCAAGAGCCUCAACCAUAUCAUGCCUCUGCUUCACGCCUACGAAUCCAAUAUCCAGCCAGCGACAAACGGACAGACUAGGCCAUCGUCGCUAAGUACCGAUCUACCUAUCUUGGAGUUCAAGCUCCCAACCAUUGAUCACAGCAAAAAGGAGAUGCUGGCUAUUCGCUCAAAUUACAGCUCCAUGUCGAUUGUUAUGUUCACGCGAGACCCUGUGAGACAGAGGAUGGACGGAGAGAGGAAACAGAAGCGUGAAAGGGAGCGCAAAGCCUCGGAUGCGCCUGAAGGGAGCAACCGGCCUUUCAAGCGGGCUGUCAUGAAGGACAGAGGAGUCGAUAUCUCAAAGACGCUAAAUGACUUUUUCUAA